GAGGAGGAGGGAGGAAAGACUAGAAAGGUCACAAGGAGAGAGAGUCACGCGCACAGACAUAGAGAGGGGAGAGAGAGAGAGAAAGAGAAGCACGAAUCCCAACCCACCAAUGGCGUUGCGGACCCUCGCGCUGCCUUUGGUUUCCGUUCCCGCUGUCUCGCCGACAUCAUAUUCUUCUCCUUCCUCGUCUUCACCGAGCUGUUUUCCCGUAACCAGUGGUUCGCCUCCUUCUCUUACUCUCACGCCGUUCCUCCGCCGCCACCGCCCAACGCCGCCAAUCUUGGCCCAUCGCCGGUUUCCUAGUCAUGUCGUUCGCAUGGCUCCCGAGGAGGAAAAGAUGACUCGCCGCUCCCCGCUUGAUUUCCCCAUCGAAUGGGAAAGGCCUAAGCCUGGAAGGAGACCAGAUAUAUUCCCCCAGUUUGCCCCAUUGAAAACACCCUUGCCAAUUCCAAUGCCAGCAGAUCCUCCCGAAGAAGAUGAGGAAGAGGAGGAAAAGAAAGAGGAAGAAGAGGAGGAGGAUCCAGAAAAGGAAAACCCAGAUAACCCUGAAAAGCAGUAACUAUGUACAAUGGCAUGGGAGUUGUCUUGAGUGCUGUUCAAUUGUUGUGGCAUUAGUUAACAUGAUACUGAAGCUCAGUAAAUGUUGCUAACAAUAUGCAGACGCAACAUAGAAUGGCUCAGAAAUCAUAUUCUAGUGUCAAGAAAGUCUUGAUGUUUGCAUAGAGUAGCUGUGUUUGUGCCACCCACUUCAAGGAAGUCAUAAUUUUGAGUAGGCGUAAUCUUCUUUUUAUGAGCAAUCUUAAGUUUUGUGUUCUACGAUUUAUUUUUUAUAAAAUCUGUCUAUUUGAAGUUCGUUUCA
This is a messenger RNA of Morus notabilis, 859 nucleotides long. Its product is annotated as proline-, glutamic acid- and leucine-rich protein 1. NCBI's taxonomy places the organism in Eukaryota, Viridiplantae, Streptophyta, Magnoliopsida, Rosales, Moraceae. The record is from RefSeq and is a predicted model, not a curated record. Bases 110 to 559 code for a protein of 149 amino acids. The transcript is spliced from 2 exons.